This is a messenger RNA of Mercenaria mercenaria, 3344 nucleotides long. Its product is annotated as transitional endoplasmic reticulum ATPase. The transcript has 19 exons. Gene Ontology annotation, cellular component: cytosol; nucleus; VCP-NPL4-UFD1 AAA ATPase complex. NCBI's taxonomy places the organism in Eukaryota, Metazoa, Mollusca, Bivalvia, Venerida, Veneridae. The record is from RefSeq and is a predicted model, not a curated record. Gene Ontology annotation, molecular function: polyubiquitin modification-dependent protein binding; ATP hydrolysis activity; ATP binding. Gene Ontology annotation, biological process: retrograde protein transport, ER to cytosol; mitotic spindle disassembly; autophagosome maturation. The coding region runs from base 143 to 2545 and encodes 800 amino acids.
AAACCAAACAACAACAUAUUUUGCAAACUAUAACAUUCUCUCGGUCGCGCGUGAGGUCAUUCAACCAUAUUCGCCGGUGCGGACAGGAACAAGUUUCGAUUUUCAAAUACCACGUAAUUUAGCAUUUCCACAGAAAAAAGAUAUGGCUGAAGGCUCAGGAGAGGAUUUGGCCACAGCCAUCCUUAGGCGUAAGGAAAGGCCUAACAGACUGCUUGUAGAGGAGGCCAUCAAUGAAGACAAUUCAGUCGUAUCACUUUCACAGAAAAAAAUGGAUGAGCUACAGUUGUUCCGAGGAGACACAGUAUUAUUAAAGGGAAAGAGAAGGAAGGAAACAGUGUGCAUAGUAUUGUCAGAUGAUACUGUUACAGACGAUAAGAUCAGAAUUAACAGAUGUGUCAGAAAUAAUCUCCGUGUCCGACUUGGUGAUGUAGUCAGCAUUCAAGCUUGUCCAGAUGUAAAAUAUGGAAAAAGAAUACAUGUUCUCCCUAUAGAUGACACAGUUGAAGGACUGACAGGAAAUCUGUUUGAAGUAUUCCUGAAGCCAUACUUUCUUGAAGCAUACAGACCGAUCAAGAAGGGUGACAUAUUUGUGGUACGAGGUGGUAUGAGAGCAGUGGAAUUCAAAGUCGUAGAAACAGAUCCAACUCCAUAUUGUAUAGUAGCUCCAGAUACAGUUAUACAUUGUGAGGGAGAACCUGUGAAACGUGAGGAAGAGGAAGAGCAACUUAACGAGGUCGGAUAUGAUGAUAUCGGUGGUUGCAGAAAACAGCUGGCACAAAUCAAAGAAAUGGUGGAACUUCCACUCAGACAUCCACAACUUUUCAAAGCUAUUGGAGUGAAGCCUCCAAGGGGUAUAUUGUUGUAUGGUCCUCCUGGUACAGGUAAAACACUGAUAGCCAGAGCUGUGGCCAAUGAGACUGGUGCAUUCUUCUUUCUCAUUAAUGGUCCAGAGAUCAUGAGUAAGUUAGCUGGUGAAUCAGAGAGCAACCUGAGAAAAGCAUUUGAAGAAGCUGAAAAGAAUUCGCCAGCAAUUAUCUUCAUUGAUGAGCUGGAUGCUAUAGCACCAAAGAGAGAAAAGACACAUGGAGAGGUUGAGCGCAGAAUUGUAUCCCAGUUGUUGACAUUGAUGGACGGCCUUAAACAACGAGCACAUGUAAUAGUAAUGGCAGCAACAAAUAGGCCUAACAGUAUAGAUGGUGCCCUUAGACGAUUUGGUCGCUUUGACAGAGAAGUUGACAUCGGUAUCCCAGAUGCUACAGGCCGUCUUGAAAUCCUGAGAAUCCACACAAAGAACAUGAAACUGUCCGAUGAUGUUGACCUUGAACAAGUUGCGUCGGAGACACACGGUCACGUUGGUGCAGAUCUUGCUGCCCUGUGUUCCGAGGCUGCGCUACAACAGAUCCGAGAGAAAAUGGAUCUCAUAGAUCUCGAAGAUGAACACAUUGAUGCAGAGGUUCUAGAUUCCCUAGCUGUUAACAUGGAUGACUUCAGGUGGGCAUUGAGCAAGAGUAACCCAAGUGCCCUGAGAGAGACUGCUGUAGAGGUACCUACAGUUACAUGGGACGAUGUCGGUGGUCUGGAAAAUGUCAAACGAGAGUUACAGGAACUUGUACAGUAUCCAGUUGAACAUCCAGAGAAGUUCUUGAAGUUUGGUAUGACACCAUCUAAAGGAGUAUUGUUCUAUGGUCCACCAGGUUGUGGUAAAACGCUGCUGGCUAAAGCUAUUGCUAACGAGUGUCAAGCUAACUUUAUCUCAGUAAAAGGACCUGAAAUGUUGACAAUGUGGUUUGGAGAAUCAGAAGCUAAUGUCAGAGAAAUCUUUGAUAAGGCUAGAUCAGCUGCACCUUGUGUUCUGUUCUUUGAUGAGUUGGAUUCCAUUGCCAAAUCAAGAGGUGGAAAUGCUGGAGAUGGAGGUGGUGCUGCAGAUCGUGUAAUCAAUCAGUUGCUCACUGAAAUGGACGGUAUGAAUGCAAAGAAAAAUGUUUUCAUUAUUGGUGCAACUAACAGACCGGAUAUUAUUGAUCCAGCUAUACUUAGACCUGGGCGUCUUGAUCAGCUUAUCUAUAUUCCUCUCCCAGAUGAGAAGUCCAGGGUUGCAAUCUUGAAGGCAAACCUCAAAAAGUCACCCGUCGCUCCAGAUGUAGAUUUAGAUUACCUGGCAAAGGUAACGCAUGGUUUCUCUGGUGCAGAUUUGACAGAAAUUUGUCAGCGAGCAUGUAAACUGGCAAUUAGACAGUCUAUAGAGGCAGAGAUCAGGCAGGAAAGAAUGAGACAGGAUAAUCCAGAUGCUGAUAUGGAGGUUGAGGAGUAUGAUCCAGUACCGGAGAUUGUUCGUGCCCACUUUGAGGAGGCGAUGAAGUUUGCUCGUAGAUCUGUCACUGACAAUGACAUCAGGAAAUACGAAAUGUUUGCGCAGACAUUGCAACAGAGUAGAGGUUUUGGUGGAAAUUUCAGAUUUCCAGGAGCCGCCGGGAACCAGGGACCAAGUCAGGGAGGCAACCCAGGAGGACAGUUUGAGGAAGGAGAUGAUGAUUUGUACAGCUAAACAUAAAAACUAUUCUUCGGAUAUUUAUGAUAAAAAACGUGAUCUAAAUAAAUAUGUGAACUAUUUAUAUAUAUAUGUAAUUAUUGAGGGAAGACGUUCCCUAUUGAAAGCCUGGAUGUAUUGCACGAUAAUGAGUGACAGCUAUUUUGGUGUACGGAUAAUGUGAAUAUUUCUUUUGUUUUUCUCUCAACUCUUUUCAAAAGUGCUAUUUCAUAAACAGUUGCAAAGAUUUACUUUGUCUCCAUAUCUGCAUUUUGUUUACUUUAUUUACUUAAUAAAUGUGCUCAUACAAAUUCAUCAUAUUAAAGUGACAAUUGAAGAUUUAUGUUCAUUCGUGUAUCGUAACAUUCGGCUUUGUGUGUUUAGUUUUUUCAAGUACCUUCACGGCAGUUUGAAAUUAAACUUAGAACAAAUUAUUGCAUGGGUUUUGAUGUUUAAUCGUUCCAACUUCUACACAGAAGAUACAGAAAGAAAUUAAAUUGGACCUUGGGCUUAAUGAAAAUGAUUUUAAAUCUAUGAUGCAAUUUUUCAAAAGCAUUAAAAUCAUUCUUUUCAAGAAAAUUCUAUUGUAUGUUGAUGUUUUACUUUUAGAAUUUCACUUGAGUAUAGCACUUCUAAAUUUCCAUGUUUUUGUCAUAAGGUAGAGAAAAAAAAAGAAAAAAAUGAGCUGAUCAGAAUACUUCACUGAUAUUAACAAUGUCUAAAAAAAAAUAAGCAAGUUGGUUAUUUAUUGAUGUAUUUAAAGUGACGCCCUCUGGGUAUUGUUUUCAUGAUUUUGUGUCAAUAAAUUUGCCGAAUA